This is a messenger RNA of Anthostomella pinea, 1548 nucleotides long. NCBI's taxonomy places the organism in Eukaryota, Fungi, Ascomycota, Sordariomycetes, Xylariales, Xylariaceae. The record is from the annotation of a GenBank genome assembly.
AUGGAACGGUUCUACCAUGAGAAUGCUGCUCUGUACCAGACCAUGGUCGCUAGACUGAAGCCUCCGCCUCCAUCUCGGGCGGUCAAGGUAGCAACAGAGACGCCCAGUCCAGAUAUCAUUGUCAGCGCGAGGAUUCGGCCUCUCCUGAAUGAGGACGUCGACGCCGGUUUCCCCUGUGCCGUCUUCCCGCGCGCGGCCGAGACCGGUCGGGUAGAUGUCCACGAUCUCUACAACCACCCAAAGGGGCGGCCUAUACUCAAGGUAGGCCCCAUUCUGUCCCACUGCUGGCUGCUGCCUAAUCGCGGCCUCUGUCAGUCGGUCGCCUACCAGGUAGACAGACUCUUCAACGCCGAGGCAACUACCGAAGAGGUUUACGAGGGCCUCGUCGAGGACCUGCUUCCCACCGCGUGGCAUGGCGGCUUCGGAACGCUGUUCGCCUACGGCCAGACCGGCUCCGGCAAGACGACUACUGUCAGCGGGCUUGAGCAGCUCAUAGCUGAGAAGCUGAUGGACCAGAGUUCCGACGGUCAGAGGCAGCUCUACAUGACCAUCAUCGACCUUGCCGGGAACUCGGCCUACGACCUGCUCAACUCGCGCGAGCCCAUUUCAAUCCUGCAGGAUUCAUUCGGGGACACCCAACUCGCCGGGGUGACCGAACACCCGGUGCAGGACAGAGACGAGGUCACGGGCCUGAUUGAGCGUGCAGCGUCCUUUAGACGUACAGCACCCACCUUCAAGAACGACGCCUCGUCGCGGUCGCAUGGCAUAUGUCGCAUCCGCAUGAAGAACCCUACCACCGACACAGACGGGCUUCUGUACCUGGUUGACCUGGCGGGUUCCGAAGCUGCUCGCGAUGUCGCCGUGCACGGAGCCGACCGCAUGCGCGAGACGCGCGAGAUCAAUAUGAGCCUGUCGGUGCUGAAGGACUGCAUCCGCGGCAAGGCUAAGUCGGCCGCCCUCGCACUCUCGGACGGCUCAAAAUCGAAGCAGAGGAAACCACACAUACCCUUCCGCCAGAGCGCAUUGACGCGGGUCUUGAAACACGUCUUUGACACUGCUGGUGGCCGAGCCUGCAAGACGGUCGUUGUGGCCUGCAUUAAUCCCAGCCUUGCUGAUGUAGGACCGAGCAAGAACACGCUGCGAUACGCCGAGAUGCUGCGUGUUCUGGUGCCCAUGCCGAAGAACAAGGACACAAAGGCCGUCAGUAUCCCUGAAACACUUUCGUCGUCUGCUGGUGACUCGGUGGACACUGACACCGUUCCGCGCCGCUUGGGACUCCCUGGCAACCCGUCCAGCCGGGACUUGGAUCCUACGAGGACCUCGGUGUCAUUCAAAGAGCGCAUCCGGCCGGGUAUGGUGGUCAGCUGGAAGCAAUCCACCGGUCGUGACUUGGCUCUCGACACCCCGGACGAACCCAACUUGGCAGCGGUACUCUGCCCUGCCGAGAUGGCGCGAGAUACUACCCUAGGCGUCAUUCCCAAAUCAACUCUAGUAGAGUUGAUUUGCGCACGGACCCGCACGUGGCGGGAGCUGGCGCGUGCACGGUGA